Molecule: messenger RNA, 3211 nt
Organism: Gasterosteus aculeatus aculeatus (three-spined stickleback)
Lineage: Eukaryota; Metazoa; Chordata; Actinopteri; Perciformes; Gasterosteidae
Gene: bbs2
Product: Bardet-Biedl syndrome 2
Biological process (GO): non-motile cilium assembly
Cellular component (GO): motile cilium; neuron projection; membrane
Molecular function (GO): protein binding
Source: RefSeq, a predicted model, not a curated record
AGAGGAAGUAGUUGUUGUCCAGGAGUCGACCGUCAUCUACCGUUGCGUUGUCGUGCUAUCCAGCUAGCUAGUUAGCUUAGUGGACCAAAAUCCAACAGCUGAAGUGGAUAUAGAUUAUAGGCACAAUGUUGGUCCCAAUAUUCACCCUGAAGCUAAACCACAAGAUUAACCCUCGGAUGGUGACUGUUGGGAAAUUCGAUGGAGUGCACCCAUGUCUUACUGCAGCCACGCAGGCUGGAAAGGUUUUUAUCCAUAACCCUCAUGCCCGUGGUCAGAGGCCUGUGGCCCACCGCCUCAGCCAGAGCGCACAAGACUCUGACAUCUCGCUCCUCAACAUCAACCAGGCAGUCACUUGUCUGACGGCAGGAACUCUGGGACCAAACACCACUGGGGACACGCUGUUAGUGGGAUCCCAGACAAACCUGCUAGCCUAUGAUGUCCACGACAAUGCUGACAUCUUCUACCGAGAGGUGGCGGACGGGGCCAACGCGAUUGUGUUGGGGAAACUCGGGGGUAUCCCAAAUCCUCUGGCCAUCAUUGGAGGGAACUGCGCUUUACAAGGCUUUGAUUACGCUGGCAAUGACCACUUUUGGACAGUGACUGGCGAUAAUGUCCGAUCUCUGGUGCUGUGUGACUUCACUGGCGAUGGAAAGAAUGAGCUUCUGGUUGGAUCAGAGGACUUUGACAUCAGAGUAUUCAAAGAAGAUGAGCUAGUGUCCGAGAUGACUGAGAACGAGACAGUAACGUCACUGUGCCAUAUGCACGACAGCAGGUUCGGCUACGCUCUGGCCAAUGGCACUGUGGGAGUUUACGACCGCACCGCCCGCUAUUGGAGGAUUAAGUCUAAGAAUCAUGCAAUGAGCAUCCACGCCUUUGACCUGAAUGCUGACGGGGUGGUGGAGCUCAUCACCGGGUGGUCCAAUGGAAAGAUCGAUGCUCGUAGUGACCGCACCGGCGAGGUCAUUUUUAAAGACAACUUUUCCUCUUCUGUGGCCGGAGUGGUGGAGGGAGACUACAGGUUGGAUGGACAGAAACAACUUAUCUGCACCUCCACUGACGGAGAAGUUCGUGGUUACCUGCCAGCCAGUAAAGAGCUUAAAGGGAAUCUCAUGGACUCCAGUGCUGAACAGGACCUCAUUAGAGAGCUCAGCCAACGCAGACAGAAUCUGUUGCUGGAGCUACGCAACUAUGAAGAGAAUGCCAAGGGUGUGUCCGAGACAAACAGCGGGAUGGGUGUCAUACCAGCCAACACUCAGCUCAAGACAGCGCUAUCAGUGAGACCUGCCACAGAGACUCAGAAAGCUCAUAUAGAGCUCAACAUUUCAACAGCAAACGAAACCAUCAUCCGUGCAGUGCUAAUCUUCGCAGAGGGGAUAUUUGAGGGAGAGAGUCACGUUUUCCACCCCAGCGCUCAGAACCUGUCGGGCUGCGUCCGCGUCCCCAUCGUUCCCCCAAAAGACAUACCAGUAGAUCUGCACAUCAAGGCCUUUGUCGGAGGGAGAAUUAGCACCCAAUUCCACGUGUUUGAAAUCACUCGUCAGCUGCCUCGUUUCUCCAUGUACGACAUCCCAGUUGACUCCUCGGCCGCGCCGCCCACUGGCAGGGUCACCUUCAGCAUCAACGACCGGCCACAGCGGGUGGUGAUGUGGCUGAAUCAGAACUUCUUGCUUCCAGAAGGACUAGACUGCCCCAACAUCACCUUUAAUGCUCUAAGAGGAGGGGGACUGUUGUCCAUCAGUAUGGCCAGCAAUGGACAGAUCACUCUGAGGACGGAUGACAUUGACCUGGCGGGAGAUCUGGUCCAAUCGCUUGCCUCCUUCCUGGCAAUAGAGGACCUCUCAGCAGAAGCGGACUUCCCUGCAUACUUUGAGGACCUACACACUACACUCACUGAGGUGGAUGAGUUCCACUCUGUCCAUCAGAAGCUAACUGCAACCAUGGCCGACCACUCCAACUACAUCAGGAACAUGCUGGUGCAAGCAGAGGAUGCUCGCCUUAUGGGGGAGAUGACGACUAUGAAGAAGCGCUACAGAGAGCUGUACGAUCUAAAUAGAGAUCUGAUCAACGAGUAUAAAAUCCGCUCUAACAACCACAAUGCAUUAAUUGCCUGCCUCAAGUCUGUCAACCAGGCCAUACAGCGAGCUGGUAGACUCCGAGUUGGUAAACCCAAGAACCAAGUAAUCUCCGCCUGCCGAGACGCCAUCAAGAGUAACAACAUCAACGCACUCUUCAGGAUCAUGAAAGCUGGCACUGCAUCCUCCUGAGGACGAAUCAACUGAAAGAUAUCGGACAACGUAUCUGAACUGCGGUGUCUAAUGUGAUCGGUUUCAUGCUCGGCACUGAGGAUUUCCCCCCCCCCCGAGUGAUGAGACGAGAACUAACGCAGCGACGUGAAGAGGGACCCUGUUGUAGCCUUAACCUGUCCUUUUGCAUGGCGGCAACGUUUGGUACUAGCGCCACAAUACCGUUUCACUCUAUGGGACGACUAGUUCUACUUGCUCCCAGAGAUAAAACGCUGACAACAGGCUUAGUGCUCGUGGGAGAGUUUGAUUUAGUGCAGUUAAAGCUUAGCUAGGUAAUUGUCAAACUGAUUGCGGUGAAGGCUGGAGAGACAACUUGGAGAGUUCAGGUCAAGAGUCAGUGGAGCUCUUUCCUCGGGCGGAUGGAGGAAAGAUAUUCAAUGAUGCUUCAGAGGAAUUCGUGUUAAUGCAUUAAUCUGACCGCUGUCUAAAGCUCAUGCAAAACAACACAAUCAGUCAUCAGUUCCUCUCUCCCAAGCACUGGCUGGUAGUAAGUAGGAGUUAAACAUAUCUUUCUUUGAAUGCUCUAGACUUCUUCCAGGUAACGUUGCACAUUUCCUCUAGGAAACGUUUAAACUUCAGGAGAACGGUUCUACUAAGCUUGAGGGUUUCAAUCAAAAUGAGUAUGAGUGUGACUUGUUUAUUCCAGCUGACAGAGUGAUGUUAAUGAUGAGCGAGCACAGCGGGAGCCUCUAAGAUCCCUGUUGGCCCCUCUGUAGCGCUGUGUCACUGAGAUGCUCACAGCACUCCGGCUUCUGUUGACCGCAAAAGAAAACUAUUUUAAAUGAAUGUUACAGAAGACCAACAGUGUGUUGCACUGGUUUACCUUUUGUAGAUUGUAUACAGAGACUGUAAAUGUUUUAUUGUGUAUGUGGCAGAAACUGUUAUUAAAUAUUAAUGUGUUAAAAUUA